Messenger RNA from Scylla paramamosain (green mud crab), 4719 nucleotides. RefSeq lists its product as uncharacterized. The coding region runs from base 299 to 1723 and encodes 474 amino acids. The transcript is spliced from 11 exons. Lineage: Eukaryota; Metazoa; Arthropoda; Malacostraca; Decapoda; Portunidae. The record is from RefSeq and is a predicted model, not a curated record.
AAGCCUAACCCUUUCGCGUCCAAUGUAAACAAGAAGUACCGUGACGCAAUUCUUUCACCCCCACGUGCCCAGGGCCUCAUCAGUUAUGCCCACCAGACUCACGUGACCAGAACAAGUCCUUUACACCUGAGAGAGAACAUCUGAACCUCACCUGGGCCUAAGCUGACUACGGGGAGUUAAAGGAAGGGCUUCAAAUAUCAGGUUAAGGUAUUGACCUGAGAUAAGGACUUGCCCAACGCACACCUGUUGAUGGUGGUCAGUCCCCCUCAGUGCCAUGACCUAGGUAGAGGUCACCAGCAUGAUAGUGAGAGGACAAGGUGCAAGGGAGCGGGAGGCUGACCUUGGCCGUGCCUCCACCAGAUUCGCCCCAACUCCCAGCACAUCAUUAGGGGCGGACGCCUUGACCUCCAGCGAUGAUAUAUUUUCCAGUGAGGCUGUAAUGAUAGGAGAGUGUGAUGGGGAGUCCCACAACACUGCUGCCACUCUCCACUACUGCAGGAGAAGAAUAUUAAGACCACGAGAUAUUAUUUCCUCUAUUUUAGGAUACCGACAGUGGAACAAGGAUGGUGCCAACAACCAGACGGCUUGUAUGCAGACAUUCAACUUCUUGUAUUUCUUGCUCUUCUUCUUGUGUCUUGGAUUUGGACCUGUUCUGCAGUAUAAUAUUUGCUUGAAAAGAGACCAGGGUAUUGGGAAUCAGUAUACAAGCAAUCAAAAUACAUCCACAAAUGGGCAUGAAGAGAUCCAGUGGUGCUCGGGGAGUCUGGUGUUUGUGUACAUCGUUCCUAGUUUGCUGUUUAUCUUUGCAUACCUGGUGACAUGUGUUGUGCUGCGGUUUGGGGAGACAGAACACCUUCAGACACUCCUGGAGAGGGUGUAUCUCUUGGCAUCAUGUUCGCCAUGGGAGCUCACCAAGCAGCGGCGUAUCUGGUGCACUUUCGUGGUGUGGCUUGUGGCGGGGCUGGUGUGCCUGGUGUGGUCCCUCGCCUCCAUGUUGUUGCAUGUUGCUGCUGCCUCACACAUCCCCUACUCCUUUAUCAUUCCAAGAACCAAAUCGGACAAGGUUGGUCUGUGGGUUGGGGCACUGGGGAUUCUGUGGCUCCAGGACAUUGUUGUGGUGAUGAGUGUCCUCCUUUACUGCACCCAAUGCCACCUCCUGUCCCAGCUCCUGCAGCUCACCAGGACUGCCAUAUACCAGGGUGAUUCCUCGCUCAUCAUCAUCAAAAAGCAAGUUGAAGAAACGUCAAGAUUUCUGCGACACUUGAAUCAGGAGUUGGGUCUGAGUGUUGGGCUGUUCCUCUGCCUGCUGGGCUUCAGGGUGACGACAGGUGCCAUCAGCCUCUUCUAUUACUUAAAGUUGUACAUUCAUCCUGAGAAGAUGGUGUGGAAGUGGGCUGGUCAGGAGUCCCAGCAGACCUUCCACUUACUGGCACUGGUGUUCAACCUUCUACCAUGGCUGGUGCUGACUGUCCUGCCUCUCUGUACUGCUGCCAGGGUCUCCAGCAACUACAGAGCUCUCAAUAAGGCUGGCAGUCAGCUGCACGGCCGACCCUUUGGCUACCAGUCCACGCCACAGCAGGACCUGGACUCCUUCCUGCUGUACGUCACAAGCCUGCACCUCCAUGCCAAGAUUCUGUGGAUCCCAGUCCGUACGUACUUCUUGGUGUCUGUGUUUGUCAUAUUUGUAAUGUCCUUCAUAAUACUGAGCUACCUUUACUUCUGAUCGCGUGAGGCAAGUGAGUUGACGGUAAAAUGCUGAACCAUCUUAUUACAGCUAUAAAUUAUGUGUGUGUGUGUGUGUGUGUGUGUUUGAAUAUCAGAAUAUAUGAAAUUGCAUUAUAAUUCUCAAAAAGUUACAUAUUCACCCUCUAUUCUAUACACACUGAUAAGACACUUCUAAUCCUUGAGAUAAUCAUUAGAUGAAACUCAAAUACUCAAUUAUAGGUAAGAAAGUUGUCCACAGUUUGAGUGUAACAUACAGCAACAUACACAAUGCAUGUUGCAUGAUGAAUGUUACAUUUCCAUUCUGAAGAUCUGAUAUCCUGAUUUAUCUAGUGCCUGAAAGUAAUUAAUGAAGGUUUACACACUGCUGCUCCAAAAAGCUGUGAUAUAUGUCCCUUGGAGUUAAGGAGAUAUUGUUAAGAUGGAAUGGCUGCAAACAGCUAAAAUACAUUGUUGCUUUUAGUUGUUAAUAUUUUUGUAAAAAGUAAUGUGUGUAUCUUAUAUAUCAGACAGCUCUCUCUUUGGUAUUAUAUACUUUAUUCCGUUAUGGAGCUGUUGACUUCUUUUUUUGUACUGUAUCUUGAUUGAUGAUAACUUCAUAUGAGUUUUUCAAGGACUUUGCAUAGGUGUACUUAGUUCUUCCUACCUGAGAGUAAGGAAGUCAAGAUUACAUGAAGGGGAUUAUUUGCAUCCUGAGUUGCUUGGAAACCUGCAAAGAAUGUGAUAACAGGAAAGCUGCAGAAGUUUGGUGGAUACAGUGGAAGCAGAGACACAGCUUAAAAGUUUGAUCUGCUUGGCAUGGCUCAGGUCCUGAUAUAGCUUAAUAGUGCCUCUGAAAAAAAAAGUAUUAAGAGCACAUAUAUUAAAUAAGAAUUAUAGCUUUUGAAUUUGCUGAAAAAGUGGCACAUUUAAUGCAUGAUGUGUAAUGAAUGUGAUUGAGAAAUGGCCUGGUCAUUGUGAGGUCAGAUCUCAUCAGCACCACCACCACCACAGGGAGGCAUAUGUGUGAUGACUGGGCAUUUGUCUUGUUGACUGUGUGUCUCCCAUGACUAAAAGACCCCAUUCUACCAAGCCAUAACCUGUGUGUAAGCUGGCAAGGCUCACUUCACCUUGAUAAGACAUAUAUCUCAUUUUCACCAUGCUGCUUAUUAUGCAUUGAUUAAUUAUAGGACCAAGUUCCAACAUUUAGUAAUAAGAUUGAUUUUUUGUACUUGUAAGGUUAAGAUCUGCUGACAUAACAUAAAGACUGUGAUCACAUUGAAACAUAAAGGCUGGAAUUAAGAACAUAAGAUAAGGGAGGUUGCAAGAAGCCAUCAGGUCUACAUGUGGCAGUCUCUGGUUGUGGAGGCCUUGACAAGAUUCUAGUACCAGUAGCCACCCUGGUGUGAAGGCUUCUGUACCUCUGUAGAGUACUCAUGUAGUAUGUAUGUACUUUCACAGUGGACCAACUCAUCAGGAAAGGUAGGGCAAGGAGGCUAGUGAGGGUGUGGAGAGGGUGCAUGGGUGACAAUUGUGGGUCAGCCCUACAGAGAUGCACCCCGGUAAGCAGUGGUGCUGUGUUGCUCUGCUGCCUCACAGGAGGAUAGGCAGUGCUAUACAACAGGCAUGUGCUUAGUAUAGGUUGCUACACUGGAAUUCCUUUAAUAAUUACUGUCUCUUGAAGCUUUAAAUCAGUAACCUGCAGUUGUCUUUCUUAUCAGUGACUUGCUUUCAUCAUUCCAAAAGGCAGAUUACUGGAGUUUGCUGGAAGAGCAUUUAGUAGUCACUGUGUAUGCACAUGGACAUCUUGGACCACAAAAUAACUGCUAGUCACAUGUACAUAAGUAUUUUUAAGGAAAGGUUUCACAGACUAGUGUUACUCAAGAUAUGCCACUGAUUAAAAGUCAUCAAUACAUAAAUACCUAAGUAAUAUAUCUGAUCAAACAAAAUUAAGUACUUAUAAUAAAUAUUUUAUAGAUUUUAUAGUUAUUUGUACACAAACUUAUCAAUAGCAUAUAAUAAGGAUUUAAACUAAAAGCAAUCUAUUAAUGAUCGUACCCCAGGCUAUGAUGAGGAUCUGGGGAUGUGUGGACAGCCUACCUCAUUUUACCAUUUGGUGAUUGUUACUGAUGGGUGACUGCCAGUGAGCAUGAGCACUGAAUGAGUCAUGUGGAUGGGAUGCCAGUCUUGUGGGUUGAUCAUCCAGUGUUUCUGUAUUCUUUAAUGCAAGAGAAGCACUGGUCAGAGGCAACAAAUAUAUAAAAAAGGCCCACAGUGUGAGUUACACUUUACCACGAAUGUACUAAGACAACUCCUUGAGGAAAAAAAGUGACAAAUAGUUAUGAUGUUUAUUGGUAAUGAAUUGGUAGCAGAUUGAUUAUGAUGUAACCAGCCUUAGCCACUACAUAUUUGGGAGGGAUAACUGUGUGGGAGCUUGUUGUGAGGACCUGUUAGAAAUAGAGGUGAUGGAUGACUGAGGCAAUGCACCGUGACACAUUCCCUGUAUUUAUAAUCAGUAUGGUUUGCUGUUUACCUGCUACAUGUUUCAAUUUAGCAAGGGUUGUUGUCAUUCAGUCCUCCUUGUGGCCAUUGUGAGAGUGACCAAGUGCUGCCUUUUGUUGUUUGCUUCGUUUGAGUUGGAUGGCAUGCACGCAAAACAUGACAAUCGAUAUUUGAAAGUGAAUGUUCCUGAAGAAGUUUUAAGUUAUGUUUAGUGACUCAUAAUCCAUCCAAAGAAACUUCCUUUAGUCCUGGUGCAUGAACUGGCGUGAGUAAGGCAUGCGUGGUCGGUCUGAUGGAAUUACAAAAUGAGAUUCCUUUUCAGAAUGAUGUAGUCUUUUGUUUUAAGAAAGACUGACAUGAGAAACUGAGCAUCAAGGCUUAGACUUUUGUUAUUAAGAGUGAGACUUACAAGGGAUGUUAUUUUCCUUUAAGCCAAUCACAUGCCUGAGUUUGGUGGUUUGUAUUAAGUGCUUUAAUGUUUAUCUUUUUGACUAUGGCUAAUAAAUGUUAUUGUUA